CCUGGAUCCCUGGAAGUGUUCAAGGCAGGGUUGGACUGGGCUUGGAGCAACCUGAGAUAGUGGAAAGUGUCCCUGCUCAUGGUAGGGAGAAGAGGAUAUUGUUCCUGAAGAUGUGAGGAACAAUAAGGCUUUGAAGAUUAUCCAGUUAAGUGGUAUAUCAUUGGACAAAGAGGUGGCUCCAACUUGGAAUAAAUCACUUUUUCCAAAUCAGGGAGGAACAUCUUCAGCAAUGGAGCAACUGGAAUUAUAAAAUUAUCAGCGUGAUGUUCAUACAGUUAAGGGUGAUGGGGCAACUGAAAGAAGAAAAUGCUGUAGUUCUCCACUUGCCAACACCCACUCAUCUGGACUUGUUAAUGGUGCAGAUUUGCAGUCCUUGCCCAACUUGUGGAUGCUUUUGCAUCCAUUACCCCAAAUUCCUGAAGAGGGGAAUGGUGCUCUUUAUGGAGUUUUCCCCAUCUUUAGAAAAGCAGGGGAAGUCAAGCUGAUUGUAGAUCCCACAGGACAGAUGAUGAAUGCAGCUGAGUUGCUCAUAAAUGGGAAAAUUUGCUGCUUUCCAAGGGUCUUUUAGAAGGAAUAUAAAGAGAUUUCCUAACAGGUCAGGUGUAGAGGACAAAUGCAGUAAUGCAACACUGCUCAUGGGUGGGAAAGGAAGAGGAUUACACUGGAAGAGAUUUCUCUGGGAUUUGCAUCUCCUGCAGGGACUGGUAUUAAACGUUCAGAAAAUGGGGAGGAAUUUCCACCAAGAAUAGUUUUGAAACAGCAGCAAGAAAUUAUACACCCAUGACAGCUUAUAUGAAAUGCUGGUUAUGAUUGUGCCCCUUAGGCAAAAUUUCCAAAGGUCUGAUUAAUCCAUAGUAAUCUCCCUUGGCUUUGCUCCCAAGAACCUGCCUGGCUUUUUGAUUUUUGCAGCUCAUCAUUUAGUUCUUAUCAGUCUGGUGUUUUUUUUUUUUUUUUUUUUUUUUUUUGUAAGAGAAUAAAAUUGUCAGUGUUCCCUGAGCCAAAUGAAAGAAGAAGCAGUGACUUGAUCAGAAAAUGAGAAAUUUUAGAGCAGAGAAUACGUCAGUCUGUCAGUAAUACAUAUGCAGCAGCUGAAUUGUUGAUCAAUACCAGUUCAAGAUACAGUGUAAGUGCAAAUCUUAGUACCAAGGCUAAUUAGCCCAAUUAGCUGAAGCAGUGCUAGAUUGUCCUCUAAGGGUAAUAUAAAAAUUCAAUAAUAUCUCAAUUUUAUAGAUGAUAAUUCCUUGUAUAAUGUUUGCUUUGAUUCAGGAAGAGAUCAGGGCAGGCCUGUGGGCAGUAUUAUCCUAAUUAGGCCACCUCCUGCAUAACAGACCUUUUCAGAUGAGCACUAACCCAUCAUUUAGCUGCAGACCAAGACAGAAUGAUAACUUCUGGCAAGAAGGGGUGCCAAUGUUCCAACAAGUGAGCCUGAAUUCCUUUCCAAGAUCAUCUCCCAGCCGGUUAGGAAAAAGAAACAAGGUGAGGUAAGAAAUGCUGGGUGUUGCCCAAGUAAAAUAAAAGGUGAGUGGAGAUCUGCAAUGAGCUCAGGUUUUGACAUUUUCUUUGUUUUGUUUUCUCUUCUCCCCUCAUCCGAGAGGAAGAUCAGAAACAUGUGAGACUAGAAAGCCACAGGUAUUUCUAUCUUCAGGAAAUAUUCCAAAGUUGCCAAAAUAAAGGAAUAAGUAUAAAAUUAUGGGACUUAGGUCCCUAGCAAUGAGGGGAGAAACAAACUCAUGAGAGCAUUUUUGAAGGAUGACGGACAACCUGUGGGGCAGAUUGGGAAUAGAAAGAAUGGUGAAAAGGUCAUGGAACUACAAGUAGGAGUUGCUACUUGUAGCAACUUCAACAAUUUAGUAAUUGCUAAAGUGUCAAAGGAAAAUUGAAUUUUGCAAAAUUAGUAGCAAAAUACGCAAACUAUGAGUGGUCCCCUUGACAGGCAGGGUAGGAUGUAGAGGUUUAAGGAUGAGAGACAUCUCUGAGGCAAAAUAUUUACAUUGCCCGAAGAAUAUACCCCAAAAUAUGUGGCUGAGGAAGGGCAGAGGCAGAUGGUGAAGGCCAGGGAAGGAAUUAUGGCCAAAUAUUGGCUGUGCCACGUUUAUUGCAGAGGUUGGAAGGUGGCCCGAGGCCCACAGGAAGGCCAGACAGAGGAAGGUGCUCUAAGUGAAGGCCAUGGAACCAGCGUGGGUGUUUUAAUCCUGGUUUAGGCCACUUUGUUCCUAAUUAUGGUUGCACAAACCACAUAUUAAAACAAACUUUCAAGCAUGGGCAACUUUUGUGGAGUUUCUCUUCUGUGGAUGCCAAAUUUCAGGCAGCCAGAUCAUUCAGAAGUUUGUAAGCAGCGGGUGCCCUGCACUGGGCACAGAAAACACAACAAAAAUGCUGCCUGGUCUGGAAAAAAAAACCAACCCCAAAUAUGCAACAGUGAGAAAACAAAAUGGGUUUGUUACAGGCAUUUAACAAUUUUGACUUGGAUCAUGUUGUGUCUUAUUCAUUGUAACAAUACGGAGCACUUGGGAGAAGAGAACUGCAGAAUUUAUAACUUUAGAGCAGCUUAAUUUAGAUCUUUAAGCCACAGAAGAGACCCUGGGAUUCUGACUUUCAUGAAGCUGAAGGAUGCAAAGGGUUUAUUUCAUAGGAAUUGAAAAAAAAUGUAUAUAAUAUGUGUUUUAAUGUCAUUUAUUAUUCUCUUGGGAGAUUUAGAUGAGAAGGUUCACAGGGCUUAUUACAGAGCCUAAUUUUAGCUCUCAUUCUAAUUAACAUCUUGGGGUUUUAUUGUUUACUCAUAAAGUGCAAUCAAAAGCUGGGAGAGAAAGCGUGGCUUUCACAAGUGGUUUUUUUCCUCUUUUGCAAAGGGUGUGAAGAUGAUUUUCACAGAGAAAAAAAAAACUUGUGUUCAUUUAUUAUUGAUAUCUGGCCUAAGGAAUGAAACAAAAUUAAUAAAAAUUUUAAAUAUCCGAGCAAAUGAAACCCCUCAAAGCAGGGUCUCCAUUACAAACUUGACUCUUGUCUAUAAAAAAACCCCCUUGGUUUUGCUUUAGGUUUCUCUUUCCAUUUCAUGGGACAUGGUAUUCCUGGUAAGUAGCUCCGUCUGUGAUCCAGGGUGGUAUUUCAUCAACCCAGAAUAUACAAAAAAAGGGAAAACCUGGUCCUGUUCUCCUUCUGACUGACAUGGUGUCUUAUAAUGUUUUUUAUCAAAAGCAGUAAAUUACUAGAUUAUUUUUUUCCUUUCCAAAACAAAAUUUUGCCAACUGCAAAAAUUUUUUAUCACUUGAAAAGAUUGCAAAGAUCUUUCUGAAUGCAGCCUUUUCCUGAAUUAUGGAUUCCCCAUUAAAUUUUGUGCUGGAGAUAAAAUAAUUUUCAUUAUUUCUGUUUCCUGGCUGUGUUUGGGAAGAGGCACAUCAUAGCCACAGAAUAGGGAGUCUUGAAGGAGAGUCCAUGAAAUCCAGGAAGAAAACCAGCCUCUGUGCACAGGACUGUGUGUGCUAACUGUGGAUGGAUGCAGGUAAUUUCCUUGGAGUCACUGUAAGGCAGAGCAGUCCUGAACCCUCCACAAAGGGUUCAGUAUCCUGUGAGCUCCAUUCCAGAGUCCCUUGAGGACAAACUCUUCGAAGCAAAGUUAUGUUAUAUAAAUUAGGUGGUACCUGCCUCCUGAUGCAGAGACAUUUGAGAUAAUCUCUGCUUUGAUCAAAGAUGCUGUUCCAUGGCUCCAGAGCAGCUAGGACAGGGCAGUGAGACUCAGCUCUGCUUCCAGAGGGAAGUGCAGGUGUACUUGGAUGCUCAUCCAAGGUCACACUUUUCCAGCUUUCUCCACUGUUGAUACCUAAUUCUGGAGACCUGUUCAACCCGCAACUGUCUGUGUUCUGUCUAACAACUCUGGCGAGGCUCUACACGGCAAAAAGUAGAGAUUCUCCACCCAGUUUUGCCCAGGAGCCCCACUUGGGAGGUGUUCCCACUUGCCAGGCUCCAUGGAAACCCUGUAAAAAAGUAAGACAAUAUUACUCAGAACCUAAAGAUCCUCUCUGGAAAAGAAGAUUUUCUUAGAAACAAGAUCACAGGAUCAUUAAUGCUGGAAAAACCUCUAAGAUCAUCAACCACUUCCAAAUGUUCUGGGGUAUCUCAGUGCCAGAUUUAUUUCUGGACCACUUAUCUCCAGGGGAUUAAGUGUAAGCUGCAAACAUUUAUGUGACCGACGAUAAAAGGGCUGAGGCAGCACCUGCCUGCUGAGCAGUCAAGCAGUGUUCUUCUGGAAAUCUGGGAAACUGUGUCAAGAGCCUGUGCAAGGAGGCUCUGAGUCAUGGGAGCAGGGCUGUGGAGCAGCCCUGUGCACGUGGACCAGCUCCCGGGAACGUAGGACAUGCUUCUUGGCAGGUGUGUGGGCAGUGGUUGCAGAACACCGAGUGUGGUGUAAAUUCACUGUAACAGGUUUCUCAAUAGUUUCUCUGGGUGAGCAGGACCGUGCCUUUCACUGUCUGGGCUUUUGGAAUCAGUUUCGUAACUGGAUAAUAUAGACAGAGGCAGCUUCUGCUUUCACAUUGGGAAGGGCAUUUAAUUGAACAGAAUAUCAGUGGGCGUUGCAGGCCCGUCUGGAUAGGAUCUGACACUAAAUAAAUUCGGACAAUAAAUAUUUAUACACACUGCUAAUACAGAGGACAAUUAUCUUAGAGUUCCCAAACUUAAUUCCACCAGUUUGGUGGAUGCUGGCACCCACAGUGUUAACAGUGAAAGUCACAGCUACUGACUGUGGGUAUAGACAAAGACAUCCCAUAUUUGUUCACUCCAGUACAUUCCUGGCUCUUUAUCCUGCAUCUCCUUGUAAACUGAAACCAAACCCCACAUUUUUAUCUCCUCCUUUUCAAGUAGCUGCUACAUGUACAAGUCUGAAUAUAGAGCCACGGGAAGAGUUUUUUGUACUUUCAGCUAGCUAUGGAGUAACUUGAUAUUUUCACAUAUGCACAAACCCCCACAUCUGCAGGACAUUGCGCAAACUGUUGCAUAUUUUAUUGCCACCACCUCAAGUACUGAACAUUGAUUUAGGUAAGUCUCUGCACAUAUACAUAGAUCAUGAGCACAUCAUUAGCGUGGACACUCUCAGCUUUUAUUUAGAGCAAGAUAAAGAGUUACAAAAUACAAUGUGACAACAGGGUAGGAAUUAUUCCUCCCAUUCUUUUAUCACUAUCUUCUGAUGAAUAGCAGCAGUCACAUUUCUCUUUCACUUUGGGUGGUUCACCAAUUGCCACAUGUCAGGCACUUUUAAAUGGCAGUUUGGGGCUUGACUGAAUAAUUUGCAAGAUGCUACAUGAUUUGUAGAAUUAGAAUUGCAUCAUUUGGAGUUCCAUGUCAGCCAGAAAACUGCCCACUCUGUGCUUGAAAGACAGGGAAAACGCCUCACUCUGCUGAGGUGCCUUGGUCAAGAAAGUAGUUUCGCUUUUUUAUCUACCUUUAUCUUUCUGUCCUGCCUGAAGUCUGCAGAAGUUAAUCUGAGUGUUUUCAGUCCUUCUCAGAACUGGGAGUUCACACUGGGAACUCCACAGUUUUCUUGGAAUCCCAGAGUGUGAAUUGUCUGGGUAGUUCAUUGUCACAAGUUGAGACCUGCAGCUGCCCAGCUUCAGGCAGGGACUGGGCAUCGCUGCAGGCCACAUCUGGAGUUACAGACCUAAGAAAUUCAGAAACAUAAAUAGAACAUUUGGGGCAAGGGGGGAAAUUCAGGAUUUAACUCCGUAUUGCAUUACAAAAGGGUAUGAUGGAAAUACCCUAUCUGUACCACCCCAGACUGUACCAUGUCUGCCUGCUGCUUGUACCUUCCUCAAAAACACCCAAGGGUUGGAAUUUUGCAUUUAAAAAACCCCAACCAGGAUUAAGACACUGCUAGAUCUCAAGUAGGGCAAUACUUGAUUUACAUUGCUUAAAUUUUUCUGCAAAAUUGAUGUGAAUUCAUAGGAAACUUGGCAUUGCCUUGUCACUUCAUUUUAUUACAGCUGAGAAUUCUUUACCUCUUUAUUGCGCAGGAGACCUUCACUAUAUCAGAGAUGCAUAGACUUGGUUUCUGCAGGAGUAGUGUUUAAGUAAAGUUAAUUAUGUCAACAUUGCCUUUAAGCAUAGGUUUCUGAAUUUAUAGCCAAAGUUGGUGUUAACAGUUACUGCUAUUAUUGUUGUUAUUAUUACUGUUGUUGUUGUUAUUUUUAUCACUAUUAUUAAUACUGCUAUUACUACAAAAUAUUUUAAUGUUAUAGACUCAUUAAUGAAUUACUUGAACAAUUAGGUGAUUCCAUGGCCUCAGGAGCAUACAGGAAAUUCUGAAACCAGCUGUAUGAGAAGUAUUAUCAAUACAGAAGCCAAAUUAACUGGAAGUAAAGAAUGCUUUCUUAAUGUGUUCUUUCUUUACUCUGAUCUGUUGGUAUUUUAAUCAAUUAUUUAAUUGAGAAAGGCACAUUAAUUCAGAAUGCCAGAGUCAAGAAAAUUUCAAAGACCAAGAACAACCUGAAGGGUUUGUGUGGUGAUGAGGCCAUUUAGAGCUAACAGGUGGUCUUCCCAAAUUUCUGUCUUUAUUCCUGUUUGUGUUCAGUGAAGCAGUCAGACCUUGCAAAGGCAGCUCAGAAAGGACAAAAAGGAGCAGGGCUUUUCCUCACGGGUGUGUCCAAGCGUCUGGAAGAGGAGGGAACUCGGGAUGGGUGUGUUUGGGCGAGGAGAGCCAACCAGCCCUUGGAAGCGACCAGCCCUUGGAAGCGCAGGGAGUGGCUUGGAAUGGGGCUGUAUAACGGGCAGGCCAGGAUGGGCCACCUCAGCCUGGACACGGAGCUGGCACUGGAGAGUCCCAGCACGGAUGGCUCCACAGACUGGCCCCAGCGAGAAGGGGACGGGACCUGUUCCAGCCUUUCCACAACUUUUCACUUGGGAAGAGAUCAGGAUCCACAAUGGCCGCGGGCAAGGCCGGGAGCAGUGGCUGGUGGUUGACAGGAAGGUUUAUGAUGUCAGCCAGUUUUCCAAGAGCCAUCCCGGAGGCAGCCGGGUUAUCAGCCACUAUGCUGGGCAGGAUGCCACGGAUGCCUUUGUGGCAUUCCACAACGACAAGUCCCUGGUGAAAAAGUACCUGAAAUCUCUGCUGAUUGGGGAGCUGGCACCUGAUCAACCCAGCUUUGAGUCUAAUAAAAAGAAAUCCCUACUGGAGGAUUUUCGUGAGCUGCGCUGCACCAUUGAGAAGAUGGGACUUCUGAGGCCAAAUUACUACUUCUUCUUCCUGAUUUUCCUUCAUCUCCUGGUGCUGGAUGCUGCAUCCUGGCUCGUGGUCUGGUACUUUGGCAUAUCCCUGGUGCCUUUCCUAGCUGGCAUGGUGUUCUUCACCACCGCCCAGAUCCAGAUGGGCUGGUUCCAGCAUGAUCUGGGGCACUGCUCUGUCUUCAGGAAGCCCAGGUGGAAUCAUCUCCUGCAGAUCGUGGUGAUAAACAUGCUGAAGGGAUUGCCUGCCAGCUGGUGGAACCACCUGCACAACCAGCACCACGCCAAGCCCAACUGCUUCCACAAGGACCCCGACCUCAACAUGCACCCUCUGCUCUUCAGCCUGGGAAAGACCCUCUCCAAGGAGCUUGGAAAGCAGAAGAAGAAGUUCAUGCCUUACAAUUACCAGCACAAGUAUUUCAUCUUGCUGGCCCCACUCGCCCUUGUACCCUUCUUCCAGCUGUCAACAAUCUACUUUGCAAUCAAGAGGAAAAAGUGGUUGGACCUGAUAUUGGUAGUGACUUUCAACAUCCGAGUCUGCCUCAUGUAUGUUCCUUUAAUGGGAUUUAACAACUUCAUGGUGUACUACUGGCUGUCCAGGUACCUUGAGAGUAGCUGGUUUAUUUGGGUGUCCCAGAUGAACCACAUCCCAAUGGACAUUGAUUAUGACAAGAACAAAGACUGGGUGUCUACUCAGCUCCACGCAACCUGCAACGUGAAGCAGUCUCUGUUCAAUGACUGGUUCACUGGGCACCUGAACUUCCAAAUCGAGCACCACCUGUUCCCCACAAUGCCUCGGCACAACUACUGGAAAGUGGCUCCCCUGGUGAAAAGCCUCUGUGACAAGCACGGCAUCGAGUACAAAACCAAGACUUUGCUGACAGCCUUUGCAGAUAUUUUGCAUUCCCUGAAGGAUUCUGGGGAGCACUGGCUGGAAGCAUAUCUGCAUGGAUAGAAACUGGCAACUCUCCAAAGGAAUCCCUUCACCACACAACUGCUGCCAAGAGCCAGGACACACCAUCCCUGUGCAUGUCUCAGGCAUGGGAACUCAGGAGCUGGGCAAAGUUAAUUUCAGUAAGAGUGAAAUGGGAAAGUGCCUUCAAGAUACAUUUUUACCUUGUUCCCAACCAUGAACCUCUGUUUUUUUCCUGCCCUCAAUCUCAGAAUUUAGAGAUGGCCUUUUAAACUUGGGGAAAAGUAGCUCUUGAAUCAGCUUGACCAGUUUCACUUUAUUGGAAGUGCCAGCUCCUUGCGUAUGGAAGAGGUUUGAAAGGAAAUUCUUCUCCGAGUCAUAGAAUCCUGGAAUGGUUUGGAUUGGAAGGGACCUUAAAGAUCAUCUUGCUCCACCCCCUGCAAUGGGCAGGGCCACCUUCCACCAGGCUAGGUUGCUCCAAGCUCUGUCCAGCCU
Taeniopygia guttata (zebra finch) is the source of this 8617-nucleotide messenger RNA. Its product is annotated as acyl-CoA (8-3)-desaturase-like. Gene Ontology annotation, cellular component: membrane. The record is from RefSeq and is a predicted model, not a curated record. Gene Ontology annotation, molecular function: oxidoreductase activity, acting on paired donors, with oxidation of a pair of donors resulting in the reduction of molecular oxygen to two molecules of water. NCBI's taxonomy places the organism in Eukaryota, Metazoa, Chordata, Aves, Passeriformes, Estrildidae. Gene Ontology annotation, biological process: lipid metabolic process.